UUCUUUUUUUUCAGUAACAAUGGCGCACUUGAGAAAGGUGGAUAGUUUUCUCUAAAAUCCUUUAAAUUAGUGCGGUUCAGUAAAACAGUGCUUUUAUUAAUGCCGUACCGCAGGCGUUUCUCCGUCAAAAUGCCGGAUUUCGAUGACGAUGUGACCGUCGUUGAUGUGUACGAUUUGGCUUCAGAUAUUGGAAAGGAAUGUGAAAUAAUAAUUGAGAAGUACGGCCCUGAAGCCGUGACUGCACUUCUACCGAAAGUGAUAAAUGCUUUAGAACUCCUGGAAAACUUAGCAGUUCGAAACGAGAAAGAAAAUCGGGCAUUACAUGAGUUGACCGCUAAGAUAUCCCAGUUAGAAAACGAUAAGAUUGAAAAAGCAGAAUACAGACAACGAUUUGAAAAGGAAAUAGAAGCAAUUGAAGAGCAAUGGAGAACAGAAUCAGCAGAACUAGUCACAGCUGUUGCAAGGUUACAAGAUGAAAACAAACGACUGAGAAGAACCGUAAACUCGCCUGCGGACGGUGAGUUUAGAUGCACAAGUGCGCCCCCUUCACCGGCGCGGGAACAUGAUCAAGAGGUGCUAUCACGGCUCAGCAGCACAGCCGAGAAACAGAGAGCUACUCUUCGCCAUCAGGAGCUGCAAUUGCAAGAGAAGCAGCAGCUAAUUGACAGUUUGACAAACCAAGUAGAAAAGUUGGCGCAGGUCAGCCGCGAUCUACGACGAAAGCAUAAGCAGCUGCAAAAUCAAAUGCGCUUAGUAUGCGAAGAAAGAACAGAAUUAUCGGCUAUAGUUCAGUCCCAACAAAGAGACAUCACUGUUUUACAGCAGUCAGACGCACAGAACAAGAAGUGCGCAUCGUGCGGUGUUUCUUUCCCCGAAGGCACGGAUGAUGAAGACCAAUCAUCGAAACCGACAUUCAGUGUUCGGGAGCUGCGUGCAAUAUUACACGAGCGAAAUGAGUUGAAACUGAAAUUGAAUAGGGCUGAAGAGCAAUUGCAGGCGCUACAGACGGAGCCGCAACCAGAUAGCAGCGGCUCGGAUACAUCGCCAUCUCUUAGUAGCACGGUACCGGAAGAGGACGAGGCUCCCGUACAAGGACCACUUCCGGCUGAACCGGACGACGCGCCGUGGAAACGUAACAGCGGAAUAAGGAAGUUAUUGCAUAAAUUGCUGAACAACUGUAUUUUCUUGAACCCGACUUGGAGUUCGUUUAAAAGUUAAUUUCAACAAUAUUUGCAUUCAACGCAUAGUGUUUAUUCGUUUGGAUGCCUAGUGGACUAUACAAAAGUGUGGCAACUGGCAACGCUUCCUUUUUAUCACUCGUAUGACUUAUGUACACCAAGCAAGAUUUUUUGGUACUGAUUUGCUUUAACUUUAUAGUCAAUUCUCAAUAACACAAGAAAGUUGAAGAUACAUUUGUUGCAGAUUGUUAAAAUAACUUAUACCAAAAUCUUGUUUUUUCCAGUCACGUUUCACAUUUCAAAAUAUGAAUAGCUUAUGUUAAUGAAAAUAUUUAUUCAAAUGGCCUAAUAAAGUGAAUAAUUCGUAAUGUUCUGUCAUUUGACCUCUACUCAUUGGUUUUUCGCCAUUCUAAGUAUUAAGUUACCAAAAAUAUUAUUUAUUAAAAAAAUAACUGUUUCUAAAAGUAGCUCAUAGACCAACUAAAGUUAUCCGUUCUUCCAUACUUUUAGGAGGGUAGAUGUCACAAACGAUACAUAAAGACAUACGUUUGCAAAGUUAUCUUUCAUACUUUACGGUUAUGUGGGUAGUUUGCAAAUGUAACUGGUCUGUAUCUCUCAAUAGACUCGACUAGAUGAUGUGCCUCAUACAAUCACGUUUUUAAUCAAUAGAGUAUUUGGUAGGAUGUUUAGAAUAAGUGUGCGGGCCCAUAACCCCGCUAGUGUAAGAAUAUAUUCAUUCCUAUUUGCUCGUUUUUUAGAUCUGUCUGUCUUUGUUAAAAACGCUGGCGUUAAUUUUAUGAUUAAAUGAAUACUGCGAAGCCAAAAGUUAUGGUAUGCUCACACGGCGAUAUUUUAGGUUCUGUUACACACGUAAGAUUUUUUAUUCUAACUUUGCUUUAUCCAUAUUCCUUUAGCCGUAGCAUACAACCGUAAUAUUUUUGCUUGCAUAUGGAUAAGUGUUGGUAAGAUACGGUUUUGAUCCUUCAUAGGCAUCGGAGUCUCACAAAAAUCAGAAUGUUUGUAUGGUAACCUGAUGCCUAUGCAGUUCUGAAGAAAAUUGAUGUGAUAGUGUGGACAUACUAUUUGAAUUCUUAAAUAUGUCCCAGCUAUUAAUUUUGUAAAUUAAUUAUCAGCUAAAAACAUUCAGAAGUUUUACCUCAAAUCGUAUUUUUAAUUUAUACUUAUCUUGCAUUUUAAAUAUUUUGAAGUGGUUUUAUGUGUCGGUGGAUAUAUUUUUUUAUAUAAAAGCAAGUUAAUGACGACAGACAGCAAUUUAAAAUAAGUAAUGCGUUAAUAUAUUUUAUAAGUGACAUAUUUAUUUCAAUGUCAGAAAUGCUAGUCACCGUAUUGCUGGGUACUAGAUUUAAGAAUGUUUUUGCAUCACGACGGUAUCUUAUUAUGUACUGUUUGUUUUUAAGUUUAAUGUACCGUAAUUAUAUAGGCAAUCUAAGCUCGAGAAACUAUAUUUAUUUUGCUAUGGUAACCCAUAUGCCCACAUAAUAGUACUGUUAAUACGGCAUGAUUGGAUGAAUUUUAAUUUUAAUUUGUCAUACAAAUUUAGGCAUGGGAAUUAUACCAUAUAUCUUUAAUUUAUUUAGAAAACGCUGUUUAAAUCAAACUUACACAUUUUCUUUAUGUGAAGUUCUCGACAUAGAUUUAGCUAGCCUUGAUUUGUUUUUAAAAACAUAUAUGUAUAUUAACAGUAAUUAAACCUUCGUACCUUUCGUUUUAGAUAAGUGCUUUUAGUAAAAGCGACUUAUCACCAUAAACACUACAUAACAAUUUACCGUCUUGAAUAAAUCACAUGUUUUGGGUUUUUGGGAACAUUCACUAAAUCUAUCAUUCCAUUAUAUUAUUCUUUAAAUGUUUAUUAAAUUAAAAAUUAAGACUAUGUAUCAUUGUGAUUAAUGUUGACGGUGUCAAAUUAAAUAAUGUUUAUAUGA
Molecule: messenger RNA, 3121 nt
Organism: Pieris rapae (cabbage white)
Lineage: Eukaryota; Metazoa; Arthropoda; Insecta; Lepidoptera; Pieridae
Gene: Rilpl
Product: RILP-like protein homolog
Exons: 8
Coding region: 100-1218 (372 amino acids)
Biological process (GO): cilium assembly
Cellular component (GO): cytoplasm; ciliary basal body
Molecular function (GO): protein dimerization activity
Source: RefSeq, a predicted model, not a curated record